CUCCGGGAGAGGGAGAGGAAUCAACUGAAUCAAGGUUAAGUAGUUCCGAGGAGGAAAAGUCACAAGUCACAACUAUUAUACACUUUGGUGUUGGAAUCCAACACAGAGCGAUGAUGACGACGAAGAUGAAGAGGAUUCUUGUGGUUACUUUCACCGUUCUGCUAUGGAUCCAGUUUUGCAAAGGGGAGAAGUUCGCGGUGGACGGGACUGUGCUGGUUCUUGAUGAAUCCAACUUCGAUUCCGCCAUCUCUUCCUUCGAUCACAUCUUGGUUGAUUUCUACGCUCCCUGGUGCGGUCACUGCAAGCGCCUUUCACCUGAGUUAGAUGCUGCCGCACCUGUACUUGCAACCUUAAAGGAUCCCAUAGUCAUAGCGAAGGUAGAUGCGGACAAGCAUACUGGCCUUGCGAAAAAAUAUGAUGUUGAUGCAUAUCCAACCAUUAUGCUGUUUAAUCAUGGCGUCCCUGUAGAGUACCGUGGACCAAGGAAAGCCGAAUUACUUGUUCGUUAUCUGAAGAAAUUUGCUGCUUCUGAUGUUGCUGUUCUUGAUUCAGAUUCUGCUGUCAAAUCAUUUGUUGAAGAAGCUGGCGAAUUUUUCCCCAUAUUUAUAGGUUUUGGGUUGGACAGCUCAAUGAUGGAGAAGUUAGGCAUAAAGUAUAAGAAAAAUGCAUGGUUCUCUGUGGCAAAAGAUUUUUCAGAGGAUCUCAUGGUGUUGUAUGACUUUGAUAAGGUUCCUGCAUUGGUUUCCCUUAAUCUAAAAUACAAUGAGCGGAGCACAUUCUAUGGCCCCUUUGAAGAUGAAUUUUUGGAAGAUUUUGUAAAACAAAAUCUGAUUCCCUUGGCUGUGCCUGUAUCCCGUGACACACUUAAGUUGAUUCAAGCUGAUGGUAGGAAGACAGUUUUGGCAAUUGUUGACGAUGAAGAUGAAGAAAGAUCAAAGGAGCUGGUUAAGUUAUUGAAGGCUGCUGCAUCUGCAAAUCGUGACUUAAUAUUUGGUUAUGUUGGAGUUAGACAGAUGGAAGAAUUUGCUGAAAAAUUCGAUAUUGGCACUAAACUGCCAAAACUGGUCGUUUGGGAUAACAGCGAUGAGUACCUUUCAGUUGUUGGUUUUGAAAGCAUCGAAGAAGAGGAUCAAGCAACACAGAUCUCUAAAUUUGUAGAAGGAUAUCGAGAAGGAAAAACCAUAAAGAAAGAGAUGAGUGGCCCUUCAUUUAUGCGAUAUCUCCAUCGAUCUUUUGAUGUCAGAUUGGUGUACAUUCUUGUUGGUAUUGUUGCAGUAAUGAUGAUUCUUCAGACAUUUUUUGUUAAAGGAGGUGAUGAAUACCAGAGAGUUUCAAAUCAAGUACAGGCUGCUACUCAAGCAAGGAGCUCUGUUUCAGAAGUUGAAAACAAUGAGUAUAAAGCUGGAGACAAGGAGGAUUAAACCAACACAAACAAAUGAUAUAAUUAUCAAUGAAACUUGACCAAGGGAGAUUCUAGAAAAAUAGCUGGCUUUAGAAUUUAAUUUACAUUUCUAUUGGGAGGAUGUGUAAAUAUUUGAGAUUGUGUAGUUUGAUAAGUUGUAGUGUCCAAACUUUCACUCAGAUUCACACACAAGCUCUAUUUAUUUCUUAAGAUGACAAGGGUUAUUUUUUCCAUUUUAAAAAUUCCAAUGGUAUCAUUUCCAAAAAA
Molecule: messenger RNA, 1669 nt
Organism: Arachis ipaensis
Lineage: Eukaryota; Viridiplantae; Streptophyta; Magnoliopsida; Fabales; Fabaceae
Gene: PDIL5-2
Product: PDI-like 5-2
Biological process (GO): protein folding; response to endoplasmic reticulum stress
Cellular component (GO): endoplasmic reticulum
Molecular function (GO): protein disulfide isomerase activity
Source: RefSeq, a predicted model, not a curated record